AUGGAAUUGAAACCUUCGAAAAAGCAGGUCAAGGGCAAUGAACCUGUCAACAACUCGGAAGAUGACAGCUUCAUCAAAAAAGAAAGAAAAAAUUCAAAGCCUACUUUGCACGACUUUCUCGUCAAGAAAUGUCAGUCUACACAUAAAAGAGCGCAUUUUCAUUCAGUGAAGCGAAACAGUCUCGAGAAGAUUGGAGAAAGAUACACUUGUGUUACACGUUGGGAGGAUAUGGACAUGGAUUUCUUGAGAAACUGCGUUUUUAUCGAUGAAGCUGGUUUCCAUAUCAACAUGAAACGCAAUUACACCUGGCCUCAAAAAGGAGCACGAGCUGUUAGUACAUUCAUUGGUUUCGUGAUGGUUCUUGAAAGCAUACACGUCUCUGAAUACAGAGAUGGAUGA
This is a messenger RNA of Phycomyces blakesleeanus NRRL 1555(-), 399 nucleotides long. RefSeq lists its product as hypothetical. Lineage: Eukaryota; Fungi; Mucoromycota; Mucoromycetes; Mucorales; Phycomycetaceae. The record is from RefSeq and is a predicted model, not a curated record. Gene Ontology annotation, molecular function: nucleic acid binding. The transcript has 3 exons. The coding region runs from base 1 to 399 and encodes 132 amino acids.